This is a messenger RNA of Otolemur garnettii (small-eared galago), 1995 nucleotides long. It is a transcript of the gene OIT3, whose product is annotated as oncoprotein induced transcript 3. The transcript has 9 exons. Gene Ontology annotation, molecular function: calcium ion binding. Lineage: Eukaryota; Metazoa; Chordata; Mammalia; Primates; Galagidae. Bases 72 to 1706 code for a protein of 544 amino acids. The record is from RefSeq and is a predicted model, not a curated record.
AAAAAGAAGAAGACAAAGGAACACUGGUGUUGAGGCUUUUCCAGUCUGUUUCUGGCAGUUGGUCCUGAAAGAUGCCUCAGUUCCCGCUUCUCUGCCUCUCCAUCAUGGUCACCUCAGUGUCAUCAACAGCCCUAGAUCCUUGUUCUGCUUACAUCAGUCUGAACGAGCCCUGGAGGAACACUGACCACCAGUUUGAUGAGUCCCAAGGUUCUCCUCUAUGUGACAAUCACGUGGAUGGAGAGUGGUACCGCUUCACAGGCAUGGCAGGAGAUGCCAUGCCCACCUUCUGCAUACCAGAAAACCACUGUGGGACCCAUGCACCUGUCUGGCUCAAUGGCAGCCACCCCCUAGAAGGUGAUGGCAUUGUGCAACGCCAGGCCUGUGCUAGCUUCAAUGGGAACUGCUGCCUCUGGAACACCACGGUAGAGGUCAAGGCUUGCCCUGGAGGCUACUAUGUGUAUCGUCUGAGCAAGCCAAGUGUCUGCUUCCACGUCUACUGUGGCCAUUUUUAUGACAUCUGUGAUGAGGACUGUCACGGCAGCUGCUUGGAAACCAGCGAGUGCAAAUGCUCUCCGGGAACUGUGCUGGGCCCCGACAGGCAGACGUGCCUCGAUGAAAAUGAAUGUGAUCGAAACAAUGGUGGCUGCAGUGAGAUCUGCGUGAACCUGAAAAACUCCUACCGCUGUGAGUGUGGGGUUGGCCGUGUACUCAGAAGUGACGGCAAGACUUGUGAAGACAUCGAAGGAUGCCACAAUAACAAUGGCGGCUGCAGCCAUUCGUGCCUUGGGUCUGAGAAAGGCUACCAGUGCGAAUGUCCCCGGGGCUUGGUGCUGUCUGAAGACAACCACACUUGCCAAGUCCCUGUGUUGUGCAAGUCGAACACCAUUGAAGUGAGCGUCCCCAGGGAGCUGGUUGGCGGCCUGGAGCUCUUCCUGACCAACACGUCCUGCCGAGGAGUCUCCAAUGGCACCCAUGUCAACAUCCUCUUCUCCCUCAAGACGUGUGGUACAGUGGUGGAUGUGGUAAAUGACAAGAUCAUUGCCAGCAACCUCGUCACCGGCCUACCCAGGCAGACCCCGGGGAGCAGCGGGGACGUCAUCAUCCGAACCAGCAAACUGCUGAUCCCGGUGACCUGCGAGUUCCCACGCCUGUACACCAUUUCCGAAGGCUACGUGCCCAACCUUCGCAACUCGCCGCUGGAAAUCAGGGGCCGCAAUCGCGGGGUCUUCCCAUUCACGCUGGAGAUCUUUAAGGACCGCGAGUUUGAGGAGCCUUACCGAGAAGCUCUGCCCACCCUCAAGCUGCGCGACUCCCUCUACUUCGGCAUCGAGCCUCUGGUGCACGUGAGCGGCCUGGAGAGCUUGGUGGAGAGCUGCUUCGCCACCCCCACGGCCAAGAUCGACGAGAUCCUGAAGUACUACCUCAUCCGAGACGGCUGUGUUUCAGAUGACUCGGUAAAGCAGUACACAUCCCGGGAUCACCUCGCAAAGCAUUUCCAGGUCCCUGUCUUCAAGUUUGUGGGCAAAGAUCUCCAGGAAGUGUUUCUGCACUGCCGGGUUCUGGUCUGUGGGAUGCUGGACGAGCACUCCCGCUGUGCCCAGGGUUGCCACCGGCGGAUGCGUCGUGAGGCAGAAGACGAGGACUCAGCUGGUCUACAGAGCCGGAUGCUGACCGGCGGCCCCAUCAGCAUUGACUGGGAGGACUAGUUCAUUGGCACACCUGGAGUGCCCCGUCUCCCCCACUUUGGGGCUCCUCUCCACAUCCUAAGAACGUCAGCCAGCCUCCUGGAGCGCCUCACCUCUUUAAACUCUCCCAGAACUGACUCACUCUGAUUCCUGUCCACUGGGUCAGCACAGGUCACAACGCUGCUGGACAACGUGGCCUGGGUGGGGUUUCACCCUCCCUAAGUGAAAGCUAAGCUGUUACCCAGCAGGAAGUCUAUCCCAUUUCCCUUAUUUCUUGCCUACAAUUAAAUACCUCGUGUAUGAUGUGUUA